ACGUGCAUGAUAAUUUCUGACAGUAUUUGAAUUUCAUUUUUCAAUUCAUAUGUCUAUUCGGCUCAAAAAGCCAAUUAUUUUAUAAAAUUACAAAGCACCACCGUCAUUUUUGUUCCUAUAACCUGUGAGCAACGAAUUAAACGUGGUUUAUUGUAAUAUAACGUGCAAUUUACAGCGAUAAACUUUUACUCAAUAAUGGGAAGCAGUGGUCAAUUGUAUAGCCUGUCUUGGGGAGAGUUUAGUUCAUCACUUGCUUCUGCGGUACAAUUAUUAAGAGGUCAUGGAGAUCUGGUUGAUGUUACAUUAGCCGCUGGUGGACGCAGUUUCCCUGCACAUAAAAUUGUUCUUUGUGCAGCUAGUCCUUUUUUAUUGGAUUUAUUAAAGAGCACACCAUGUCAACAUCCAGUAGUUAUGUUAGCUGGUAUAGGAGCAGAUGAUUUGGAAUCAUUGUUGGAGUUUGUGUAUCGUGGUGAAGUGAGCGUAGAACCUUCUCAACUACCCUCACUCCUUCAAGCUGCUCAUUGUCUUUGUAUUCAUGGAUUAACACCUCCUACUAUAUUGACUGAAAAUGGGGAAGAGGUGCCUGUAUCAGCAAUACCAACAACAAAUGAAACUUUAUCAAAAGAAAGCAUUAGUCCAUAUUUUCCAUUGAAACGAAGAAAAAAAAGAAGAAAGUCAUCUUCAUCUUCUGGGAAAUGGCCACGUAAUGCCAAUACUGCUGAUAAUGAAAAUAGGACUAUAGAUGGAAGUGAUAAUAGCCGUUCAGCUAAUUAUGAGCAUAAAGAUGAAGAUAAUACGGAACAUGGUGAUGAUACAGCAAAUGAUCGGUUGGAAUAUUCGAAUCACCGGAAUUGUCACUCGCCACGUGCUCAAGAAGCGCAGCCAGUGUCGACAGAAAAUUCUCAGGCAGGAACACAUCAGGAUCAAAUAUCGGACAAUGAAUCGCACCUUCACACUUUAAUGCCAAUGCAGCCAUAUUCUCCACUACAUAUACCGCAAUUUCCUGGUCCCUUAAAUAUGGGCUUUCCUCCUGGUAUACCACUCCCAUUAGUUACUCAGGGUACAACUGCUGGAACAGCGUCUUGUGGGCUGACAGGCAAUAUGAAUUUGUCUAAAAUACGUGGUGCAUCCGACUGUCCAGGCGUUUGUCCAUUAUGUGGUGCUACGUUACGGCAAGCGAGAAAUUUACGUAGACACCUAUUAUCCUCUUGCAAAUAUCGAUUUAGUAGUAAUCCGGUUCAGAGUUCCCCAGCUGAUACAAUGAUGAUAGAAGUAAAACCUGAAGUCGAGUUAUCGAGUUACAAUGAGCAGUCAAUGACGUAUGGAACUGAUAGUGGAAGUAGUACCUGUGAGCAAAUAAUUUGUAAGCCCAGUCCACUUCCUUCACCAACAUCACAGGGACCGAAUGUUGUUUCCCCUCAAAGCAACGUUCCGUCUCCAACUAUCGCUAGAUGAAUGUACAGGAAGAAAUUGGAAGCGAAGAUAUAAUGCGAACAGGAUGUUUCCACUCUGUUAUUGUGAUUUAGGAACUGUUUUGUUUCUUGUCGCUAAUUCGUUUUAUAACGUAUGUUACAAAUUUACUUUAAGCGAGCGUAUUUUUUUUUUACUUAUCGCUUUAAUGUACUUAUGCGAAUUUAUGUUCAAACUAUUGUUUGCGUUGUUUAAGGACAGAAAUAAUGAAUUGAUAUCGUUUUGUAAAAUUCAUCAGAAUGAAUUGAUUGUUAUAUUAUACGAAUAAUUUAUUUCAUACUCUUAUUUUAUUAUUUUUUUAUUGAAUCUUUCUUGUUACGAUUGGUAUGAAAUUAACUUGAAACAGGACGUUUAAAACGAAGUUAAAGUAUACAAAAAUCUUCCACGUUAGUAAGUAAGAACAGUAUCUUUAGGGUUAAUGGGAAUAGUCGAUGAAAAAUUAUGCCUAGUGAAAGCGGUGGUAUAAGAAUAUUGCAAAAUACUUCUAAAUUUUCGAUAUCUUUCAAAUAUUCACUCACGCAAUAACUAUGUGUGAUCAGUUUUAUAUAAACUUAUUGAAUUACGAAUCUAUCUUCGAAGCUUAUUUUUCUCAUUUCUUUUGCCAAUAAAAUAUCAAAUUAAUAUUUUAACAUAUGCGCAAGUAGAAUUCGGAUUUCUGUUGUUGUACGUGUUGUAUGUGUUUGAAAAUAAGCGGUAUCAAUAAUCAAACACAGUAUCAAUAAUAAUAUUGAGGUUUAAACGAAAUCUCGCUUUUAUUCACUUUUGUAAUAAGGACAUUAAUGAACAGAAAUUCCAGUUUCUACUUAAAUAAUUUAUAUCUGUAUACAUUUUUUAUCUUUUUAAAAUAUUGGCAUGCGUUUUAUUUAGAAUAUCAGAAUCGAUUAUUAGAUGUAAAAAAAUCGAUAACAUGAAUUAUGCUUAAUUAAUAAAUAACGGACUCAUUUGACAAAAUAGCAAAGGGUUAUUUUAUCAUAGACUGUAUACUUUUAAAUAAAAGAAUCUCUACAGGUCAUA
This is a messenger RNA of Bombus terrestris (buff-tailed bumblebee), 2484 nucleotides long. Its product is annotated as protein abrupt. NCBI's taxonomy places the organism in Eukaryota, Metazoa, Arthropoda, Insecta, Hymenoptera, Apidae. The coding region runs from base 196 to 1455 and encodes 419 amino acids. The record is from RefSeq and is a predicted model, not a curated record. Gene Ontology annotation, biological process: regulation of transcription by RNA polymerase II. Gene Ontology annotation, molecular function: protein binding. The transcript has 5 exons. Gene Ontology annotation, cellular component: nucleus.